AUGACUGCCCGAUGCUACAUCCUGGCUGCCUCGGCUGCUCUCUGCGUCGUCACCCUCCUCUGCGCACAUGGAGUCCCAGUGUCUCCCACGGCCGCUCACCUGCUGCUCUGCCAGUCAUAUACAACAUGUGGAGACCAGCUCUAUGACCCCCAACAGCACUGCUGCUAUGACAACGCUGUGGUGCCCUUGAGCAGGACCCAAAAGUGUGGGAACUGCACCUUCAGGGUCUGCUUCGAGCAGUGCUGUCCCGGGUCACUCGGAUCCCCGGAGACCUUCGUGGUCAAAAGGAGAGGCCAGUGUUCCUCGGCCCGGUGUGCGGACGACAGGGUUUGUUCCAGUGUCAGCUGA
Messenger RNA from Pteronotus mesoamericanus, 348 nucleotides. Its product is annotated as insulin growth factor-like family member 1. The record is from RefSeq and is a predicted model, not a curated record. NCBI's taxonomy places the organism in Eukaryota, Metazoa, Chordata, Mammalia, Chiroptera, Mormoopidae. The transcript is spliced from 4 exons. Gene Ontology annotation, molecular function: signaling receptor binding. Bases 1 to 348 code for a protein of 115 amino acids.